AUGGCAAGGGGCGCGCGAACGGCAAGCUUUGCUGUGGCUGCGGCAUGGUGCUUGCUGGCAAGGCAUGGCGCCAGUUUGGCUGACAACGUCCAAGUUGUCACGAAGGAGGCAUGUCCAGGCGGAAAUCUUGCAUUAUCGCUGCCGGUUGGACAGAGUAGUCUGACGUUCAAGUGCGGAGAAGGCGUUUCUACACUAGAUCCUGCCAGCGAGCUUGAUGUGUACAAGGAAGGAGCACAGAAACCGGAAAAAACACAACUAACUGCAGUGAUCAAUGGGGCAACUCUCAGUCCCAGCGAUUCUGACAGAGGGCACACUCUCAAGGUUUCUGACGAGAUCAGACCGAAGAACGACACCAAGCUAAUCUACUACUGUUGGGAUAAAACGAACCCUUCAGAUACGGAUAGACUCCGUACCCAAGAAGCGCUGCCUCCGGAGACGCCUGCCGACUACUGCAAGGUCACAAUCACAGUCUGGGGAACAUCCACGCCGGAAAAACCUCAGCAGAUCCCUCCACGUCCCCCUGAAAAUGGAGAUGAAACUCCCGUUGAGGGUGCGAAGGACGUGUACACGUGCUCCGCAGGCAAAGUCACUGACAUUACCGUUUCGGAACCCAAUGCAGAAGUGAAGAUGAAAUGCACCAACAAAGGCACUUUCAAGCCCAAGAAGACAACGGAUGCAUUCGACGGCGCAUGCCAGAGUGUCAACGCUUUGAGCAGCCUUGUUCCGGGUGCCACCAGGAAGGACGAGGGCGGCAUUUAUACUCUCACCAUUCCCAGCCUUCCGGACGAACCUGAGGCGAAAGAGCUCUGCUACCUUUGCGAGCCGGUGGAAGCUGGCGAAGCCCAGAGUGCUGGACAGGGAUGCCAAUUCCAAAUCAGGUUUAACGGAGCAGCAGCCGAGUCGGGCGUGGCUCAGGACGGCAGACGUCGCACUCUGGAUCUCUUCAUCAUUGUGUUAUGGGAAGUGGGGCUAGCUAAGGAUUUCAGUAUCUCGUUUUUCUCUCGCAGAGUGCCUGCAUAG
Messenger RNA from Besnoitia besnoiti, 1020 nucleotides. Its product is annotated as SAG-related sequence. Bases 1 to 1020 code for a protein of 339 amino acids. The transcript is spliced from 2 exons. The record is from RefSeq and is a predicted model, not a curated record. Gene Ontology annotation, cellular component: membrane. NCBI's taxonomy places the organism in Eukaryota, Apicomplexa, Conoidasida, Eucoccidiorida, Sarcocystidae.